Messenger RNA from Kazachstania africana CBS 2517, 504 nucleotides. It is a transcript of the gene POA1, whose product is annotated as ADP-ribose 1''-phosphate phosphatase. The coding region runs from base 1 to 504 and encodes 167 amino acids. The transcript has a single exon. Gene Ontology annotation, biological process: peptidyl-glutamate ADP-deribosylation. Lineage: Eukaryota; Fungi; Ascomycota; Saccharomycetes; Saccharomycetales; Saccharomycetaceae. The record is from RefSeq and is a predicted model, not a curated record.
AUGACAAACUUGAAGUAUGUGAAGGGAGAUAUCUUAAAAAAAACCAGUUAUCCACGUCUGUUAAUACAUUCCUGUAACUGUAAUGGGUCAUGGGGCGGUGGUAUAGCCUACCAAUUGGCAGUAAAUUAUCCAUUGGCUGAACGGGAAUAUGUAGGCUUAUGUGAGGAAAAUGGAUCUGAUUUAUUAGGCAAGUGUAAACUAAUACCUAGUUAUACCGAUGAUAAUCUGAUCAUUGCUUGUCUUUUCACGUCUAGCUAUGGUGGGUCUUCUCAUGACAGUGCAGAAAGUAUUUUAAAGUACACUAAACAAGCACUAGAUGAUUUAUCGAGUAUCCGCUUAUCAUCGAAAGUUGUCUUGACCUCAAAGACUGGUAAGCAGAUCAGAGAUUACAACCUAGAGAUGCCAAAAAUAAAUAGUGGAAUAUUUGGAGUUCCUUGGAAGCAUACUGAAGAAUUAUUAAGGGCAUACAAAAAUGAAAUGAACUUCACAGUAUAUGUCUUGUAG